Molecule: messenger RNA, 987 nt
Organism: Eubalaena glacialis (North Atlantic right whale)
Lineage: Eukaryota; Metazoa; Chordata; Mammalia; Artiodactyla; Balaenidae
Product: glycerol-3-phosphate dehydrogenase 1-like protein
Exons: 2
Biological process (GO): glycerol-3-phosphate catabolic process; carbohydrate metabolic process
Cellular component (GO): glycerol-3-phosphate dehydrogenase (FAD) complex; cytosol
Molecular function (GO): NAD binding; protein homodimerization activity; glycerol-3-phosphate dehydrogenase [NAD(P)+] activity
Source: RefSeq, a predicted model, not a curated record
AUGGCAGCAUCACCCCUGAAAGUGUGCAUCGUGGGCUCGGGGAACUGGGGUUCAGCUGUUGCAAAAAUAAUUGGUAAUAAUGUCAAGAAACUUGAGAAGUUUGCCUCCAUGGUCAAGAUGUGGGUCUUUGAAGAAACAGUUAAUGGGAGAAAACUGACAGACAUCAUAAAUAAUGACCAUGAAAAUGUAAAAUAUCUCCCUGGACACAAGCUGCCAGAAAAUGUGUUCAUUCACAGGAUCUGUGACGAGAUCUCUAGGAAAGUGCCCAAGGGCGUGCUGGGCAUCAGCCUCAUCAAGGGCAUAGACGAGGGUCCUGAGGGGCUGAAGCUUAUUUCCGACAUCAUCUGAGAGAAGAUGGGCAUUGACAUCAGUGUGCUCAUGGGAGCCAACACUGCCAAUGAGGUGGCUGCUGGGAAGUUCUGUGAGACCACCAUCGGCUGCAAGGUAAUGGAGAAUGGUCUUCUCUUCAAAGAACUUCUGCAGACUCCAAAUUUUUGAAUUACGGUGGUUGAUAAUGCAGACACUGUUGAACUUUGUGGUGCCCUGAAGAACACUGUGGCCGUGGGAGCUGGGUUCUGCGAUGGCCUCCGCCGUGGCGACAACACCAAAGCCACCGCCAUCUGCCUGGGGCUCAUGGAAAUGAUCGCCUUCACCAGGAUCUUCUGCAAAGGCCAGGUGUCCACGGCCACCUUUCUGGAGAGCUGCGGCAUAGCCGACCUGAUCACCACCUGCUAUGGGGGCCGGAACCGCAAGGUAGCGGAGGCCUUUGCCGGGGCCGGAAGGACCAUUGAAGAAUUGGAGAGGGAGAUGCUGAAUGGGCAGAAGCUGCAAUGACCUCAGACUUCCGCUGAGGUGUACCGCAUCCUCAGACAGAAGGAGCUGCUGGACAAGUUUCCACUGUUCACUGCAGUGUACCAGAUCUGCUACGAAGGUAGGCCCGUUCAAGAGAUGUUGUCUUGUCUCCAGAGCCAUCCAGAGCACAUAUAA